This is a messenger RNA of Vanrija pseudolonga, 1683 nucleotides long. It is a transcript of the gene rnf41, whose product is annotated as E3 ubiquitin-protein ligase NRDP1. The record is from RefSeq and is a predicted model, not a curated record. Gene Ontology annotation, molecular function: zinc ion binding. The transcript is spliced from 7 exons. Bases 1 to 1683 code for a protein of 560 amino acids. Lineage: Eukaryota; Fungi; Basidiomycota; Tremellomycetes; Trichosporonales; Trichosporonaceae.
AUGAUGGAGCACCCGGAAGUCGUGUACAACUACACCGAGACGGUCGACCCGAACCUGACCUGCGCAAUAUGCCAGUCGGCCCUAGUCGACCCCGUCACGACCGCGUCGUGCAAGCACACGUUCUGCCGGGACUGCAUCACGCGCGCACUGGCGCACAACCCCUCGUGCCCGAUCGACAGGAGCGCGCUGACGCUCGCGUCGCUGCGCGCGUCCGAGCCGCUUGUGCAGCUCAUGCUCGACGAGCUCAAGGUACGCUGCGACGCCGACUCGUGCGGCAAAGUAAUGGAGCGCGGCUUGCUGCUCGCGCAUAUCCGGUCGUGUGCGAGCGGCGUCGUGACCUGCGGCGACGAGGCGUGCGGGUUGUCUAUGACGCGACAUCGCAUGCCGCACCACCGCGCGUACGAGUGCUUCCAGCGGCGCAUGGAGUGCGCCAAGUGCGGCAUCGUGUUCACGUUCAAGGAGGCAAAGGAUGACCACGGGCACGCGCACGGGGAGGCAGCCGCCCCGGGACAGGCAAAGUGCGAGGCGUGCUCCCAGCCGAUGAGCACCCCGGCGCACCUGCACAGAUGGGUGUGCCCCGCGUCCCCCGUGCCGUGCCCACAGCAGCCGCGCGGGUGCUCGGCGAUCGUGCGCCGCGCCCACCUCGAGUCGCACAUGGCGACCUGCCCGUUCGAGCUGCUGUCGGGCUUCUUCGCGGCCAACGACGCGCGGAUCGCGGCCCUCGAGGCGCGCGUGGACGAGCUGCACGGCGAGAAUGAGCUGUUGCGCGUGCAGCUGUUUAGCGGCAGGAGCGGGGCGAUGCACCGUCCCCCUGCUUUCGCGUGGGCGGGGCCGGACGAAGACACGCCGGAAACGCCGACGUCGCCGGCGCCACCCCUCGCGUCCGCCGACUCGGACGGCAGCUCGACGCUGAGACUCCCGUUGUCAACAGGAGCAGGCGGCACGCCGCGCGCGGCACGCCCCCCGCCGCUCGUCCUCGCGCCCACGUCGCCGGCGUUCGAGCUCCCCCCGCCGCCGAUGCAGCGCAGCCUGAGCGCCGCGAGCGCCGAGUGGGUCGUUGGCAGGUUGUCGGAGAACGAGAUGCGCGACGAGGCCAUGGUGGCACUCAGAGACUGCGUCGUGCACCUCGCGAGCUGUCUACAGUCGAGCGACCGGCGUAACCAAGUGCGCACGACGACAGAGAGCCUCCGCGUCAUCGAGCAGGUCGAGUCGCUGCGCGCCAUCGUCAGCACCAUGCGCCGGCAGGUCAUGACGGAGCGGCCGGGCACGCCACGCCGCCAAAGCUCAGACCACUACCCCGCGCUGCCGACCCCGCCACUCUCGACACAAGCAAGCACGGCGGACGCCGCGUCCGAAGCCGACGCCAGCCAUGACGACGACGUCGGGCUCUCGAUCCGCGAGAGCGUCGUCUUCUCCGCGCAGGGGGUCCUCCAGCGCUCCGCUGAUAGCUCCUUCGUCGCGACUGCCGAAGCGACGCGCACGCCGCGUAACUGGACGGGCCAGCCGUGUGCUUUUCCCCCGCCCGAGCCGACACGGCGCGCGAGUACCACCCGAGGCGGGCGCGCGAGCGCGUCCUUCUCUCGUCCUGGGCCGAGCCGCCUGCAGCAGCUCGGCGCAAACCUCCUCAUACGCAUGUCGCGCGACACGACGACGACGACGACGGCCGACCGCCGGACGCCGUGA